GGAACUCUUUCUUCCACACCUUUUUCCGGCGGUGCGAUGGUUCGCUGAGCGGCGGUCAAGGAUUCUAUCGUCAAUGGAGGAAGGGAGGCCGGCGGUUGCAGCGAUGACGUUGCUGUCUAGGAUGAGCGACGGGCAGGCGACGGAGCUGAGGGAGCUUGAGAAUACAUACGAGGGGGUGAUAGAUGAGAAUUCUAGGGUUUAUGCGGGGUACUUAAAGGAGCUUUUGAGAUCGGGGGAUGGGAUAAGUCCGCCGGAGUUGGUUUUCCCGGCGCUUAAUGGAGUGGAAGAGGAGAUCAAUGAGAUGGUGGAUGAGGCGAUUGGUAGGGGGGAUAUAGGAUCGACAAAUGGACGGUUUAAUCCGAUAUGGGCUGAAGCAGAUCAAUCUACAGAAUUUUCUAACGGGGAAAUCAACGAAGGACAGUGCAGCUAUAAAAGGGCUCCUUCCCUGUAUCCUCAAAGAGUGCCUCCACAGCUUUUCCGGCAACCUUCGACUGAAACUAUAAAUAACAGAAAAAAUAUCAUUUUGGAUGCUGUCCAAGCAUUUUCUUCGGCUGAAAACUCUGAUGAAUCUUCUUCCGACCUCGAACCUGACAUGGGGGAGGAAGAUAGAAAGAGGCCAUCUUUGAGGCUUAAAACCGAGUACCAGAGGAAGAAACAGACAUCCAUAGACUCUACUUGUUCUUCAGACCUGUCGAUGAUCGAUGACGACAAAUUUCUCGCCUCGAGCAAGCCCGCUCCACCGAAGGAUUUCGUGUGCCCCAUAACCAGCAACCUAUUCGACGACCCAGUGACGUUGGAGACUGGUCAGACUUACGAGCGUAGAGCCAUACAGGAGUGGCUGGAGCGUGGAAAUAUGACUUGCCCGAUCACUCGACAAAAGCUUCAUAGUUCCAAAUUGCCGAAAACAAAUUACGUGCUCAAAAGACUAAUAGCUAGUUGGCGAGAAGAAAAUGCUUAUUCGACUGUAACUCCUUCAUUGAGGAGCCCUUCUCCAGAGCUCAGUCAGCCAAAUCCACUAAAGCGCUCACCUUCCCCAACUACUGUCAUUACCAAAGCAUGUGUUGAUGGCGCUACAGGUGAUCUUCCACUUGCCAUUAACACCCUCUGUACAUCAGAUGUUUUGAGUGAAGCAGAGAUGGCUGUUCUUCAGAUCGAGCGUCUCUGGAGAGAAAGCGGUGCAGGAUCUCAAGUUGUUUCAGCACUUUCGAAACCUGCUGUGGUUAAUGGGUUUGUGGAGAUAUUGUUUAACUCCAUUGAUCUGCAAGUGCUUAGAACAUCAGUUUUCCUUCUUUCUGAGCUGGCCUCCAUGGACAAGCUUGUUAUUCAGACCCUGAGUAGUGCUGAUUCAGAUGUGGAAUGCAUGGCAGCACUGUUCAAGAAAGGACUGGCAGAGGCUGUUGUGUUGAUUUAUUUGUUGCAUCCUUCCUGGGAAAGACUUAUAGAAAUGGACAUGGUUGAGGCCUUGCUAAUGGUUUUGAAGAGCAGAGAAGAUGAUUCUUCUAUCUCGUGUAUGAAGCCCAAGACUGCUUCUAUUCUUCUUUUGCAGCAGAUUCUGGCAAGCGAUCAUAAAAUUUCAGCAGAUGUUGUUGAUGUUUUGAUUUCUGAAGGAGUUGUUGAGAGUAUUAUUUGGAGUUUGGCUGCUGAUUUGGAGGAGGUGAGGAUGGCUGCAAUCAGGAUCUUAGUUAGGUGCAUGGAAGUAGAUGGGAAUUGCAGGCACGUGAUUGCCGGCAAAGCUAAACUGGAAAUCAUCCUAGAAAACUUCGCCACUGUUGGUGACAUGGAACGUUUUGAAAUUGUUCGAUUUCUUUUUGAGUUGGUUAAGUUAGACAGGAGGACAUAUAAUGAGAGGCUUCUUCACAUUAUAAAAGAUGGUGGUAAAUUUAGCACGAUGCAUGCGCUCGUUGUUUAUUUACAGACUGCUCUACAGGAUCAGUCUCCAAUCAUUGCGGGUCUUCUUCUUCAACUUGACAUUUUGGUGGAGCCAAGGAAGGCGAGUAUAUACCGGGAAGAAGCCAUAGAUGCCCUUAUCUCAUGCCUCAGAAAUCCAGACAUCAACAAUAGUCAACUUCUAGCUGCUGAGACAAUUGUAUCCCUUCAUGGAAGGUUUUCUUCCUCAGGGGAGACUGUUACCCGAGCUUCUCUUUUAAGACGAGCAGGGUUGAAGAAGACGAGCAGGCCAUUAAUGGGAUCAGACCAGAUUGACUAUAAUCAAGAUAACUCUGAUGAAAAUUUGGAAGAAGAUAAGGUUACUGAUGAUUGGGAAAGAAAAAUGGCAUAUGCACUAGUUAGCCAUGAAUUUGGGUUAUUGUUCGAGGCUUUAGCUGAAGGGCUUAAGAGUGAACAUAGAGACCUCUUUUCAGCUUGUCUUAUCUCCGCAAGUUGGCUUACUUACAUGCUUUCUAUUCUUCCUGAUACGGGGCUUCGUGGUGCUGCCCGGGUUUGUUUGCUCAAACAUUUUGUUUUGGUUCUCAAGUCUGCAGAUGAUGUUGAUGACAAAGCACUCGCGAUGCUAGCCCUUAGCAGCUUCAUGAAUGACACUGAGGGCAUGCAUGACCUUACUUUCCAUAUCAAGGAUAUGAUAAAAACUCUAAGAGAGCUGAAGAAGUCUUAUGUUUUGGCCAAUGAAAUGCUAAAGCAUUUAUGCCGUGGGCAAGAAUCAUGUAUGCUGGAGAUGUGGAAUCAUCAAGUAAAGGCUCAGGUAGAUUGUAGCAUUCAUGGGGAAGUUCUAUCAAUAGCUUACUUCAAGAAUAGGAUUAUUUCAGGACACUCGGACGGAACAAUUAUGGUAUGGGGUAGUGGAGAUAAACUUCUUCAUCAGAUCCAAGAAACUCGAGAACACACAAAGGCUGUCACCAGCUUAGCAGUUUUACAGUCCGGAAAAAAACUGUUUAGUGGUUCGGUUGAUAAAUCUGUGAGGGUUUGGUCUUUGCAUGAUGGACACAUUAAUUGCAUGGAAUUUCAUGAUACGAAGGAUCAAGUUCAUAAUCUAAAUAUUGCAAACAAUAUGGCUUGUUUCAUUCCACAGGGAGCUGGCGUCAAGGUACUUACAUGGAAUGGUGCUUCCAAGAUACUAAAUCCAAACAAGUCUGUGAAAUGCUUGUCUCUUGUUCAGGGAAAGCUUUAUUGUGGCUGCAGUGAUGGUAGCAUCCAGGAAAUUGAUCUAGCCACAGGAACACUAGGCACAAUACAAGCAGGAAGCAAGAAGUUGUUGGCAAAAGCUAAUCCAAUCAAUGCAUUACAAGUUCAGGAUGGAUUGCUCUAUUCGGCAAGUACCCCUUUGGAUGGAGCUGCAAUUAAGAUCUGGAAUGCUUCAAAUUACAGUCCAGUGGGUUCAUUGCCAUCCAUUCUUGAAGUAAGAAGCAUGACCAUAAGCUCAGAACUGAUAUAUUUGGGUUCCAAGACUGGAGCUGUGGAGGUUUGGUCCAAGGAGAAGCUUUCAAGAGUGGGAACCCUUCAGACUGGCAAUAACUGCAGGGUCCAAUGCAUGACCUUCAUCAACGACGAGCUUCUCCUCGUCGGAACUUCUGAUGGAAAGCUUCAGGCUUGGGGAUUAAUUUAGAGGGGCCGGAAUCAGAGUACAUUUAUACAGAAUGAUAGAACAAAAAUGAUUCUUUAUUCAUUAAUUAACUUUUUCUUUGUAAGUUCUCCUUUUUCUUGAUUUUUGAUGGAAAAUGUAUGCUUUGUUGUAAUUAUCGAUUUGUUGGAGAACCACAACUGUAUACUAAACUCUUGGAGCUAUUUAUAGUAUUUUGUAUUGUU
Phalaenopsis equestris is the source of this 3759-nucleotide messenger RNA. Its product is annotated as putative E3 ubiquitin-protein ligase LIN-1. The transcript is spliced from 15 exons. Gene Ontology annotation, biological process: protein ubiquitination. The coding region runs from base 74 to 3559 and encodes 1161 amino acids. The record is from RefSeq and is a predicted model, not a curated record. Lineage: Eukaryota; Viridiplantae; Streptophyta; Magnoliopsida; Asparagales; Orchidaceae. Gene Ontology annotation, molecular function: protein binding; ubiquitin-protein transferase activity.